AUGUCCCUGUUGUGGUGCUGUGUUGUAGCAGCAUUCCUAGCAACAAUCAACGCUGCAAUCGAUGUUGAGAAAACAGUUAAACAAGUACAAAGUAUACUAACAUCGAAUGAUCUAUUACCAAGAUUGAGUAGAGACGAAAUAUUACAACUAUUAAAUGAUAUACGCGAAGAAGACGCUAAGACAACAACGCCAAAAGCACGGCUAACAUCGAGAGAACUAAAAACUACAACGCCUUAUAGAAUUGAAGAUGAAAAUGAAAUUAACCCAGUAACCCAGUCACCAGAAAAAUUCAAAGAAAAAAAAGUACAGUUUUCAUCGAUGUCUGGAGCAAAAAUAGAGAGCACUACAAAAUCUAGCGCCCAAACUUUAACUGUCGUGUUUCCGUAUACGCCACGAGACGGAUCGUCUUUACAAGAGCUGUACACUCGUCCUCCACGAAUUGAAGUCGUGCAAGAAAACCUGACACCUAAACCUUUAAGAAAACAAAAAUCGGCAAACAGUCUUAAAGAAAAAUUAACAAACAAUGCAAAAGUAGCAACUGAGCCAAAAUCAGACUUUCCAGCUGAAUUACAAGCAUUUUUAGACGCACAUGGCUUAAAAGGAAAUCCAGAGAAAGAUCACUUUUUAUUACCGCUGGAUGGUUUUAAACCCCUACCCCCAGCUAAAAUUAUAGAUGGUAAUGUAGACCUACCAGAAAAUAUUCUACUUACUUACGAUUUGAUUUCACCUGCCGAUUUAAAAGCUGCCACCGCAAGUAAAAAUUCAGAAAGUAGUUUCCUCUAUGAACCGUUGCAACCAGAAUAUCCAUUUGAGCUGGAUACAGCUGCAUCAAACUCGAAGGAAACAGUGUUGCCUCUUGAUUUACCGAUUAGAAAACCAAAAUCCAUUCCACAACCCAACUACGAACCAAUUGACUAUGAUUCAGUCAAAGUAAUUCCUUUAAAUAUGGGUCUUGAUCCAAUAGAACAAGAAAAAGCUGUAUUGCAAAGUGAUCCUGCAAAGAGACAAACUAAUGAAACAGAAACAACUGACGCUAAAAAUAUAGAGUUAACUACAACCGUGACAUCAGAUAGCAAAAGUGAUGCAUCCGACUCAGCAUCUGUAGGAUCAGAUGCUGGCGCAUCUAUAUCAGACCUUGAAGAUUCAUUUGGAGGUCCGGCACCCGAAACUCCUGGAGACUCAGAAAUACCACCACCAAAGAAAAACGGCUUCUACUGGAUGGUAGAUUGGAAUAGCUUUUUAGAAGUAGGAGACGGCGAUACCAAAGUCAACAUUCGUUUUGAACCAAAAUUAGGCGAUCCACAAAUGUUUUUGCCUAUAACUGUGCCGUAA
Pieris macdunnoughi is the source of this 1332-nucleotide messenger RNA. The record is from the annotation of a GenBank genome assembly. Lineage: Eukaryota; Metazoa; Arthropoda; Insecta; Lepidoptera; Pieridae.